Pan troglodytes (chimpanzee) is the source of this 2503-nucleotide messenger RNA. It is a transcript of the gene RFPL1, whose product is annotated as ret finger protein like 1. Bases 2026 to 2448 code for a protein of 140 amino acids. NCBI's taxonomy places the organism in Eukaryota, Metazoa, Chordata, Mammalia, Primates, Hominidae. The transcript has 9 exons. The record is from RefSeq and is a predicted model, not a curated record.
GCCUGCGCGGCGCCGGAGCCCUGGAUCUGGCCGAGCAGCUCGCCCACCUCUUCCUGGUGGUGGCGCCGCAGGUAGCCGCACUCCUCCUGCAGCGCCUGCGCCUUCUUCUGCAGGUCCACGCGCGCCGCCUCGGCCUCCUGCGCGAAGCGCGCCAGCGCGCGGGCCGCCGCCUCGGCCUCCUCUCGCUGCCGGGCCUCGUCGUCGAGGCGCUGGCGCACGUGCGCGAUGUCCUCGAGCAGGUGCUCCUGCUCCAGGCGUAGCUGACCGCGCGCCGCGCCCAGGCGCAGCACCGCGCCGCGCAUCUCGCGGACCUCGCGCUCGUACAGCUCGCCCAUAGCGGAGCGGCCCGCCUGCUGCUGCCGCAGCGCCGCAGCCUCGCCCUCCAGGCUGCGGUUGUGCGCCUCCAGCUGCCGCACCUUGUCGAUGUACCCGGCGAAGCGGUCGUUCAGCGCCUGCAGCUGCUCCUUCUCACUGCGCGAGGUGGCCACCGCCACCAUGCAGCCCUCCGGCCCGUUGCUCAGCGUGUCCAGCGAGUCGGUGCUUGAGGCGGCGCCUGCGCCACGGAAGCGGCUGGGCGAGGCGGACACGGAGCUCACGGACGUCCGUGUCCACGAGUGGAAGCCGCUGGAGGAGCCGGCGGCGGAGCGCGUCCCGCCUGCGCCACCCUUUCGGGCUAGCGCGUAGUGGAGGCUGCCGCCGCCAUGCAGCGGCGCGAACGGGGCGCCCAGCAGCGCGUCCGCGCCGCCGAAGCUCAUCAUGGCCUGAGCAGAAUGUCCCUGGCACAAGUUUCCAAGGAUAGACCCUCUGUGUGAAGGGGAGCAGCUGCCUUCGAGCAAUCAGCAGUAACUGCUUGGGGAGGCUUAGUCCCCUAAUAGUUCAGAAGUCACCUCCAAGGUCAGACGGACCCACAGCUGAACGCCAACACUUCCACUUCUCGUUUGCUUUUGCAAAUAGCAGUAGCUCCUGAAAUGUGGAAAUUCUUUACCUGGCUGAUUCAUGACAAACUUGGUGGGAGAAGUAGCUGAUGGGGAAGGGACUCAGUCCUCGGGCUGGCCUUGAAGGAUGAGGACAAGAAUGCUGCAGUCGCCUGGCCCUGGGCAUCCUGCCCUGGCCUUGGAGAGGAGCUGCAUUCUGCAGAGCCAGAAGGAGGACAAGAGAGGCACCCUGCCCAAGCACCAGGCUGAGCCUCUGCAGUCCCUGCCCGGAGAAGACUUACAGCCGCCGGGAGCUUGGGAAGGUUACAGAGAAAAAGCCUCUUGCAGCACUUGGGAGGACACUGCCUGCAGCGCCCCGCCUGCCGUGGGCCUGCUCCAGGGCAUAUACCCAUCUGCUGUGUGGCUGGACCAUGUGGGUAAACUCUCCGGAGGCCUGCGUGAGCUAAGGGGGAUGCUCCAUCCCAUGCACAGUGGAGCCUGCCUCCAUGGGCCCUGCUGGCCUUCAUGGAACCACCUCUCCCAUAGACAUCAGAGCUCCGAUGCCAUCGCUUCCCCCCACAGACCCACUCGGUGGUGCCCAGCCAGGCUACCCUGCACAGCAUCCCACUCAUCUAUGCCAGAGUGAUGGCUGCUCAGCUAGCCACGAGAGGGUAGCACACCCUCUGCCCAUCAUGCAACACGUCUGAAGCCCACCUAGACCCCUUCAUCCCAUGGACACUACAUUAAGCACACGCACAAGCACCUGGGCUUCAGUGGGGGCUUAUUUGGCCUCCCCAGGAUGGACUGGAGCGUCAGUAGUGCCCGGGUUCAUCACAGGACAGAUACUCAAGACACUCUUAUCACCAUUAGGUGGACUUGGAGGAGCAAAAAACGGGCGCAGUGGCUCCUCAGCAGAGACACUCCUGAAUAUAUAGACAUGGGAACCACCUUCAGCGUCAAAAAAGGAAACAUUCUGCAUGCCCAUAUCCAGAAAAAUCCCCACUCGCUGUAACUUGCGGUCUACGAAGAGGAAAGUCAGCGGCACCGUGCUGGCAGAGAGGCGGCUUCCAUCCCUCAAACUCACAGUCCAGAAUCCACGCUCUGUGGUCAGAUGGAUCCUCCCUUUGCGGUGAACAGAUUCUCUGCAGACUCCCAGGUCCCAUUCUGCGCUUGUUCCCACAUCCACCUCCCAGUAGUGGCGGCCACAGUGGACAUGGCUGCACUCUUCCAAGAAGCAAGCAGCUGUCCCGUCUGCUCAGACUAUCUGGAAAAACCAAUGUCCCUGGAGUGUGGAUGCGCCGUCUGCUUCAAGUGCAUCAAUUCGCUGCAGAAGGAGCCCCAUGGGGAGGAUCUACUUUGCUGUUGCUGUUCCAUGGUCUCUCAGAAGAACAAAAUCAGGCCCAAUCGGCAGCUAGAGAGGCUGGCUUCCCACAUCAAGGAACUGGAGCCCAAGCUGAAGAAGAUUCUGCAGAUGAACCCAAGGAUGCGGAAGUUCCAAGAAGCCUGGCUACAGAUAAGGGACCAAAAUGACUGACUCAAAAUAUUUCACCACGACCAAGAAAGGGGAGAUCUUCGAGCUGAAGGCAGAG